This is a messenger RNA of Daucus carota subsp. sativus, 2317 nucleotides long. RefSeq names its product pollen receptor-like kinase 3. Gene Ontology annotation, biological process: protein phosphorylation. The transcript has 2 exons. NCBI's taxonomy places the organism in Eukaryota, Viridiplantae, Streptophyta, Magnoliopsida, Apiales, Apiaceae. Gene Ontology annotation, molecular function: protein binding; ATP binding; protein kinase activity. The record is from RefSeq and is a predicted model, not a curated record. The coding region runs from base 150 to 2072 and encodes 640 amino acids.
CAAUCCUUCCCUCAACCAAAUUCCAUUACAAUGUUACACCACCUAAGAAUAAACAAAAUAGAGGAAGACAACUCUCAGAGAGAGGAAAUUCUGAGAGGUCCAUUAUAACUCUUUAGGGAAGAACAGCGGCUCAGGUGUUUUAGUAACACAUGGCCGCUGUUCGUUAUACCCAUCUUUGCCUCUUUCUCAUGCUUUUAUCAUUGGCUCCUUCCUCUCAUUCAAUAUCGGAAGCAGACGCGCUUUUACAAUUUAAGGAAUCAAUCACCAAUGCAAGGGCUCUUGAUUCUUGGAGACCGGGUACAACUCCUUGCCCUCUUCAAGGAACCAGUUGGGUUGGCCUCAAUUGUGCAAAGGAACAAGUCAGAGCUAUUUCUCUUUAUAACAUGGGGCUUGCUGGAAAAAUUGAUACUAGGCCACUGGAACAGCUACAAGGGCUUAAAUUUAUUAGCAUGGCCAACAAUUCAUUUACUGGUCCAAUUCCUGAAUUUAAUCGUCUUGCUGGUCUAAAGGGUGUCUACCUUACAGGUAACAAAUUUUCGGGGGAGAUUCCUUCUGAUUACUUUGCGAAUAUGAAAUCUUUGAAGAAACUUUGGUUGUCAAAUAAUGAAUUUUCCGGGAAAAUUCCUGAGUCUAUUACACAGCUUCCUAUUCUCAAGGAACUCCGCCUUGAAAACAACCAAUUCUCGGGGCCAAUCCCUCAAUUAAAACAACAAGCAUUAUCUGAUGUUGACAUGUCUAACAACAAGCUUGAAGGUGAAAUUCCCGAGCCUUUGCUGAAAUUCAAUGCAACUGCUUUCAAGAACAAUACUGGUGUAUGCAGUAAAAAACUAGGAAUUAAAUGCAGCGCUGCUCCUCCUCCUGCAAACUCCGGUGACGCAGCUGCCCCUAGUAAUGUAAUGAAUCCAGCAGGUACACCAGGCAGUCAAUCUUCACCACCCGACGAAGGCAGCAUAGUACAAGCAAAAUGGGUUGUUCUUGCAAUUGUGAUCAUCCUCUUGUCACUAACCAUCCUCUUUAAGUCCAGGCGAAAUAGCGAGAAAUUUGCACGGCCAGCCAAGGAGAAUCCUGAUGACCUUGUGCAAGUACAUAUUCCAAGCACCAACAGGGAAAACCUGAGCUCAACAUCAAGAAACAGUUCAAUGAGCCAUUCAAGGCGAGGAGGCCAGGGAGGCAAACCAGUGAAUGAUCUUGUGGUGGUGAAUGAUGAAAAAGGAGUGUUUGGAUUGUCUGACUUGAUGAAGGCUGGGGCUGAGGUGCUGGGAAAUGGAGGGCUGGGAUCAGCCUACAAGGCAAUGAUGGAAAAUGGAUUGUGUGUGGUCGUGAAGAGGCUGAGAGAAAUGAAUCAAAUUAAAAGAAACGCGUUUGAUACAGAAAUGAGGAGGCUUGGUGCACUAAAACACAACAACAUAUUGACACCAUUGGCAUAUCAUUUCAGGAAAGACGAGAAGCUAUUUGUAUCUGAAUUUGUUUCUAGAGGCAGCUUGUUGUAUCUUCUGCACGGUGACCGCGGGGCUGCACAUUCAGAACUAAAUUGGCCAACACGACUAAAGAUCAUCCAAGGAAUCGCGAGAGGAAUGGGCUACCUUCAUUCUGAAUUUCCAUCUGCUGAACUUCCUCACGGGAAUCUCAAGUCCAGCAAUGUUCUUCUCGACUCAAACUACGAACCCCUGCUAUCUGACUACGCGAUGUAUCCCUUACUCAACAAGACCCCAACUGCUCAAAGCAUGUUUGCUCUCAGGGCUCCCGAAUCAGUUUCACUCCAACAAGUCUCUCCAAAAUGUGACGUCUACAGUGUCGGAAUCCUCAUUCUAGAAGUCCUCACUGGGAAAUUCCCCUCCCAGUAUCUUAGCCACCAAAAGGGCGGAACCGAUGUGGUUGAAUGGGUCCGAACAGCAGCGUCUGAAUCACGAAUAUCCGAAUUGAUAGACCCUGAAAUAGCCGGAGCCUCGGCUGCUUCACUUGAACAAAUGGAGAAAUUGUUGCACAUUGGAGCUGCUUGUACCGAAAGUGAUCAAAAUAAAAGGCCAGACAUGAAAGAAGCAAUCAGGAGAAUAGAAGAGAUACAAGUGUAAAAAGUUAUUGGCUGCAAGCUGAAGAUUCAUAGAAGGGUAGGGGACAAAACACAUGUAUUUCAACAAUCUUUGGAAUUUCGACUUCCAUUAAUCAAAUUUUUGAGAAGCCAGAGCUUUCGAGAGAAUUCCGUAUAGCUUAUAAUCCAUAUUCUUUGUUUGUAUAGACAUUGAUAAAUACAUCAAUCUCUACCCACAUUGAAUGAGAAUGGCAUUCCAUCAUGAAGAAAAUGAUCACUACAUUCUUC